CUAUGGGAGAGGAUCUUGUUGGAGCAUAGGUGGAAGGGCAGUUUUGCAGUGCACGUUUUUAUGCCUUUUGAAUUUGAGUCAUGUUAACGUAUUAUAUACUCAAAAUACAUAAGAGAUUUCACUAUUUAACAUUUCGUACUUACAGGAAAGUACAGGAAAUAACAUUCCUAUCAGAUCCUAAUGUUCUGUUUUACACUUUUUUUUAAAACAAAUAAAACAUUUCCCCUUUCCUUCCUAGAGCUAAUCAUAACCCUGAGUUUGGCAUUUCUCAUUCUAAUAAAUUUGUUUAAGUUGUUUUAUACCAUUAUAUCUAUCUGUAGGCAAUAUUGGAUAGUAAUUUGUGCCUUCCAGCUUUUUAUAAAUUUGCAAACUAUUUUGUAAUUUGUUGUUUUCUGUCUCAAUGGCUCUGAGAUUUUCCAGCUUUGGUGGCUAUUCCCUAAGUUCUCGUUUGCUCAUUUUAACUGUUUCCUAAGGUUCUGUUGAAUUCCUGAGCCUAACACCUGUUCUCCUGAGAUGAAUGUUUUGGUGAUGGUUAGUUCUUGGCUUCAUAUGCUCAGUUUUGUUUUGUUUUCUUUUUCUUUUUUUGAGACAGGGUCUUGCUACAUGGCUCAGGCUGGACUUGAACUCGAGAUCCUCCUGCCUCAAGCUCCUGAGUACUGGGAUUACAGGUGUUCAACACCAUGCCUGGAUAUACAUGUGAUCUUGAAUGUUGUAUCCCAGGCUGUGCUCCUUCCUAUCAGGAAACUGUUUUUUUGUCUUCAUGCCCCAUUCAGCACCUAGCUGAGUUCCUUUCAUUAUGCUUGAUAAAUGUGCUUUGCCUGACCAAGGAAGUUGUCUUCCUGUCUUACUGUACUUGUUCUUGUGGUGGGUGUUUAAGGUGUAGCUAUCAUCCAUUCCUUCCUAAGAGGGCAGAUGGGCUGCUGUGAUCUCAUCACACAAUGAGGUGGCUCAUUGUUGAGACCAUCAGUUCUCACAGUCACUCUCAGAAUGAGACCAUCCUGACUACAUGGUUAGUUGUGGUAAUGAGCCAACUGAGGUUUAGAGAUAGGAGAUAAGUGCCUAGAGUCUGUGAUUAGCAAAUGUGGCCAUAGGAACUUUGAGAUGCUUGUAAGACAAAGUCCUGAAGAGACCUAACUCUCCUUGCGGUGGAUAGAUAAGACAGGUUCCAGGGUAUGUUUAUUGUAUUCACAACAAAGUGGUAGAGGUGGAAGUGAUUGAGCUCAACCAUGACCAAUACAGGGUCAUGAGAGGUAAGACAGGCCUAGGAGGAAGACUGAAAGUGUUGAGAGGAUGAUGGCUGUCCCUUUUGGGCUAAGGACCAGUGAGUGACAGGGCAAAUGAAGGAAGGCUUGAAGGAGGUUUUGAAUGAGGUUACAGGGAGCCAGUGCCUGGGAAGUCAGGUAGCAUACUCACAGGGGUGUUUUGGGACCUCCGUGCAGCCGGGACAGUAGAGGCCUGGGAGGAUGAGGCAAGAAUUAAGGAAACCAGUUGGAGCAAGGGGAUGUGUCUGUCUGAGAUAGGGGAGAGGAGGAGUCAGAAUCAGAGGGUCUGAUAGUACACAGGCUUACAAAAGAAAAGAGAUUGUUGAGACCAUGAGAUUUCACUUGUAGCUGUACCACUGACAAAAAAAAGCCACUAGGAGCUGGGAGCAUGGCUUAAGUGGUAGAGUACCUACCUAGCUAACUGGAGGCCCUGAGUUCAGGGUUCUGAGGCCUAAAUAAAUAAAUUAAUUAAAGAUAAUUGAGUCAUCUUAAAAAAAUAGAUCAAUUGAGAAGGCUCCUAUUUGGAUUAUGCACUGAGCUGGAGGUACACUGUGUGAGAGAAAAAGAAGAGGUCGAGAUGGGGGAUUCACCUUAGGGCAGAGUUUCCAGGCAGGAGAGACUCCUAAGCUAGAGGUGGUAAAUGGGGGUUACAUCUUGGCUCCAGCCAUCUCUAGGGCUUUGGUGAAAAGACAAAUCAAUCCAGUAUGUGAGAAAAAGUGGGUGGGUGGGCAGAAGACCCAAGUCCGGAAGGCAGACUGAGGAAGAGAAUGGAGCAUGUCUGAUGGGAGGCAGUAGAGGAUCCAAAGCACACAGGCCCAGAUGGGGGUGGGAAUGGGGAGAUGUGUGCCUUCAGGAAUGAGGAGGGAGACUCCUUCUUUUUGAACAGUUUUAUAUUAGCAUGAAAAAUUUUUGCUUUUAAAGAUGCAGAAGGGAAUUGGAGAGGGGAAAGUAGGGCAAUAUGAAGUGAGAAGACAGAUGUUCAUGGCCUUGUAAUUGGCUAUUUUAUGGCCAAGAGACCAUGCAACUCAGCCACAGGUCACAUCUCAUUGAAUAGGCUGGCCACUCCCUGACCCAAAGCUGUUCACAGUUGCUUCAGAUUUGUUCGUUGUAGGUGAAUGGCACAAGUGUAUUUGCAGUAGGUUUGUUUUCCUGGUUAGGUUUCUAAGGCUCCUGUUCAAAUCAGUUGCAGUUUUUGAGUAUGCUGACUCAGUUAUUAGAAAGUAAAAUGCGCAGUACUAGGGUUUGAACUCAGGACCUUAUGCUUGCUAGGCACACACUGUACCACUUGAGCCACUCUGCCAGCUCAGAAAGUAAUCUUGAAUUUAAAAAAUGUAGUGUUGAUCUCUUUAUUUGUUGUUCUGGGGAUCAAACCCAGGGUCUUAUGCUUGUUAGGCACUCAACCACUGAGCUGCGUUCCCAUCCCUAUAUGAUCUCAAAUCCAUCAGUUCAAGUUUCUGUGGUUGACUCAUAGACUCUUAGUAAAAGAAGGCACUUACUGGAAAUGCUAGUCUGCCCUCUUCUCCCAUGGGAGAGUUCCAACACUGGGUUUCCUGACCACUUUGGCAUUUUAUGUAUCUAGUCCUGUAAGGGGGAUCCCAAUUUGUUGUUUUUCACUGGGAAAGAGGAAGAGGUUUUUUGGUUUUGGUUUUUCUUUGGGUGCUAAGGAUUGAACCCAGGACCUCACACAAGCUAGGUAAAUACUGUACUGUUGAACUACAUCCCCAACCCUAUUUAGUUUUGUUUUGAGGCAGAGUCUUUCACUAAAUUACUCAGGCUGACCUCGAGCUUGCAAUCCUCCUGCCUCAGCCUCCUAAGUAGCUGGGAUUAGAGGCAAGUGCCACCACACCCAACUUCUAUAUUACUGCAGUGCUGAAGGAGACAAAGUGGGAUGAAGAACCUUGGAAUGAAGGAACACAGGUUUUUAGGAAUAAGGUCAAGUGGGACUAGAACUGGGAGGUGACAGGGAACUAGAGGGUUUGGGAUCAUAAAGAAUGGGCAGGUGAGCUAGAGGGAGGCACAGCAGCAGGGUAAGGAGCAGGGGUUGUGGUGACCAGUAUGUGUGGCAAGGGGGUGCUGCCUGCUUGCUCAUUCCCUUUCCCCUGUCUUGCCAGCUGACAGGCCGCAGUGGUAAGGGUUGGUGUGGCUGUCAGGAUGGCAGAGGAGCAGGAGUUCACCCAACUGUGCAAGUUGCCCACACAGCCCUCUCACCCGCAUUGCGUCAACAACACUUACCGCAGCACGCAGCACUCCCAGGCCCUGCUCCGAGGCCUGCUGGCUCUCCGAGACAGUGGGAUCCUCUUUGAUGUUGUCCUGGUGGUGGAGGGGAGACACAUCGAGGCGCAUCGCAUCCUGCUGGCUGCAUCCUGUGAUUACUUCAGAGGGAUGUUUGCUGGGGGAUUAAAGGAGAUGGAACAGGAAGAGGUCCUAAUCCACGGUGUGUCCUACAAUGCUAUGUGCCAAAUCCUGCACUUCAUAUACACCUCUGAGCUGGAGCUCAGCCUCAGCAACGUGCAGGAAACACUGGUUGCUGCCUGUCAGCUUCAGAUCCCAGAAAUUAUCCAUUUCUGCUGUGAUUUCCUCAUGUCCUGGGUGGAUGAAGAGAACAUCCUCGAUGUCUACCGGCUGGCAGAGCUCUUUGACUUGAGCCGCCUGACUGAGCAGCUGGACACUUAUAUCCUCAAAAACUUUGUGGCUUUCUCCCGGACUGACAAGUACCGCCAGCUUCCCCUAGAGAAGGUCUACUCCCUCCUCAGCAGCAAUCGUCUGGAGGUGUCCUGAACUGAGGUGUAUGAGGGGGCUCUGUUGUACCAUUACACCCUGGAACAGGUGCAGGCUGACCAAAUCUCCCUGCAUGAGCCUCCCAAGCUCCUCGAGACCGUGCGGUUUCCCCUGAUGGAAGCUGAGGUCCUUCAGCGGCUGCAUGACAAGCUGGGACCUAGCCCACUGCGGGACACAGUGGCCAGUGCCCUUAUGUAUCACCGGAAUGAGAGUCUGCAGCCCAGCCUGCAAGGUCCCCAGACGGAGCUACGUUCAGACUUCAAGUGUGUUGUAGGCUUCGGGGGCAUUCACUCUACACCAUCCACUGUCCUCAGUGACCAAGCCAAGUACCUGAACCCCCUGGUAGGAGAGUGGAAGCACUUCACGGCCUCCCUGGCCCCCCGCAUGUCCAACCAGGGCAUCGCGGUGCUCAACAACUUCGUGUACUUGAUCGGAGGGGACAACAAUGUCCAAGGAUUCCGAGCCGAGUCCCGAUGCUGGAGGUACGAUCCGAGGCACAACCGCUGGUUCCAGAUCCAGUCCUUGCAGCAGGAGCAUGCAGAUCUGUGUGUGUGUGUAGUGGGCAGGUACAUCUAUGCCGUGGCAGGCCGAGACUACCAUAAUGACCUGAGUACUGUGGAGCGCUAUGACCCUGCCACCAACUCUUGGGCCUAUGUGGCCCCACUCAAGAGGGAGGUGUAUGCCCACGCAGGCACCACAUUACAAGGGAAGAUGUAUAUUACCUGCGGCCGCAGAGGGGAGGAUUACCUGAAAGAGACGCAUUGCUAUGACCCGGGCAACAAUACCUGGCAUACCCUGGCUGACGGGCCUGUCCGGCGUGCCUGGCAUGGCAUGGCUACCCUCCUCGAUAAGCUGUAUGUGAUCGGGGGCAGCAACAAUGAUGCUGGCUACAGGAGGGACGUGCACCAGGUGGCCUGCUUCAGCUGCACAUCUGGGCAGUGGUCAUCGGUCUGCCCACUUCCAGCUGGGCAUGGCGAGCCCGGCAUUGCCGUGCUGGACAACAGGAUCUAUGUGCUGGGUGGCCGCUCUCAUAACCGUGGCAGCCGCACAGGUUAUGUGCACAUCUACGAUGUGGAGAAGGACUGCUGGGAUGAGGGACCCCAGCUAGAUAACUCCAUCUCAGGCCUGGCAGCCUGUGUGCUCACUCUUCCCCGCUCCUUGCUCAGAGAGCCGCCCCGAGGGACCCCAGACCGCAGCCAGGCUGAUGUGGACUUCGCCUCUGAGGUGAUGAGUGUGUCAGACUGGGAGGAAUUUGACAACUCCAGCGAGGAUUAGGGUUCUUCACCUGGAGUUAGGGAGGGGUUGGCAGCAAGGUCCAUGGGGCUGGGGCCAGAACACCUGGCUCCAGGGUGGGGGGCCCUUCCCCAGGCCCUCAUGGCUCACCCUCUCCUGGUGCCCUUUCUUCAUUCCAGCCCUUGGCCAGCCUGCCACAGGUGUUUGAGGACUGCUACAGACUUUGUGGCUGUGGAUUAUAUUAUGAUGGGAAAUGUUCCCAAAAGGCUAUCAUCCUCUGAAGGAGUGACCAGGCC
Castor canadensis (American beaver) is the source of this 5569-nucleotide messenger RNA. It is a transcript of the gene Klhl22, whose product is annotated as kelch like family member 22. Gene Ontology annotation, biological process: positive regulation of TORC1 signaling; proteasome-mediated ubiquitin-dependent protein catabolic process; protein monoubiquitination. The record is from RefSeq and is a predicted model, not a curated record. Lineage: Eukaryota; Metazoa; Chordata; Mammalia; Rodentia; Castoridae. Gene Ontology annotation, cellular component: Cul3-RING ubiquitin ligase complex; nucleus; cytosol. Gene Ontology annotation, molecular function: protein binding.